AUGACGCUUCUCCGCCGUGGCCUGUCGGGCCUGAACACCCUUGUCACGAGAGAUGAUAACACUCAAGAUGCUCCUACCGGCCUCUCGGGUUUCGUCUCAACUCUCGUGCCGACGUUGAUAAUCGCUGUCGUCAUGAUCCUUGCCUUUGUGUUUCUCCGUCGCAAAUAUACCCGCUACUACGCACCGCGUACCUUCCUGAGCACUCUGCGUGAAUAUGAGCGGACUCCAUCUUCACCCGUCGGCCUCUUCAACUGGGUUACCUCCAUGUACAAACUGCCUGAUUACUACGUCUUGCAGCAUCACUCGCUGGACGCGUAUCUGCUGCUGCGCUACCUUAAACUGAUCUCUAUUACCUGCUUUGUCGGAUGCUGCAUUACCUGGCCCAUCCUAUUCCCGGUCAACGCUACUGGCGGUGCUGGUUUGACACAAUUCGAAAUUCUCACCAUGUCAAAUGUUCAAAACAAGGCCAGAUACUUUGCUCACGCGUUCGUUGCAUGGAUCUUCCUAGCCUUUGUCUUUUACCUUGUCACCCGCGAGAGCAUCUUUUAUAUUAAUUUGCGCCAAGCCUACGCCUUCGCCCCAGCGUAUGCCGCUCGUAUGUCGUCGCGGACUGUCAUGUUCACCUCUGUUCCCCAGGAUUAUCUCGAUGAACAGAAGCUUCGUCGCAUGUUUGGCUACGAGCAGGUGAAAAAUGUUUGGAUCGCGACUGACGUUAGCAAGCUUGAAGAAAAGGUCAAGGACAGGGAUGCCGCCGCCAUGAAGCUCGAAGGUGCCGAGACUUCUUUGAUCAAGCAAGCCAAUGCAGCGCGUCUCAAGGCUCUGAAAAAGAAUGGCGACGUUCCCGAGGAGCAAGUAGAACUUCCAACUGGUGAUGCCGAAUCUGGGUCCAUUGCGUCACGAUGGGUGAAGGAGAAGGAUCGCCCUACCCACCGCUUGAAGUUUUUGAUUGGAAAGAAGGUUGAUACUAUCAACUGGGCCCGUGCUGAGAUCGAGAAAUUGACUCCUGAAAUUGAGGAAUUGCAGGCCAAGCACCGUGCAGGUGAUGUUAAGAAGGUUUCUACCGUUUUUGUUGAGUUCUACAACCAGAACAGUGCUCAGGGAGCCUAUCAAUCCGUUACCCACAACGUGCCUCUCCAUAUGUCCCCCCGUUACAUUGGUGUUGAUCCGACUCAAAUUAUCUGGUCCAACCUCCGUAUCAUGUGGUGGGAGCGUGUUGUGCGCAACUUUGCCACCGUUGCUUUCAUCUGCGUUCUGAUCAUCUUCUGGGCUAUCCCUGUUGCAUUUGUGGGAUCUAUUUCCAACAUCGACAGCCUUAUCCAGAAACUGCCCUGGCUCAGCUUUAUCAACAGCGUUCCCACCUUCAUUCGUGGUGUCAUUACUGGUUUGCUGCCUUCGGUUUUGCUGGCGAUUCUCAUGGCCUUGUUGCCAAUCAUUAUUCGAUUGUGCGCAAAACUCGGAGGUGCUCCAACGGCCGCAGCAGUGGAAUUAUGGACUCAAAACGCUUACUUUGGCUUCCAAGUCGUUCAAGUCUUCCUGGUCACCACUAUCACAUCUUCUGCUUCUGCUGUUGUGGAAAAAAUCAUUGACAAUCCUUCCUCAGCGGCGUCCUUGCUGGCCGAGAAUUUGCCGAAAGCCUCCAACUUCUACAUUUCCUAUAUUGUACUUCAAGGGUUGACAUUCACGGCUGGUGGCCUUCUCGCCAUUGCUGGUCUCGUUGUUGGCAAAAUACUUGGCAAAUUCUUCGAUUCGUCUCCGCGUAAGCUGUACAACCGAUGGGCUUCUCUGGGUGGAGUCGGUUGGGGAACUGUUCUCCCACCGUUGUCACUUCUCGCUGUGAUUGCCAUUACCUACUCCAUCAUUGCACCUUUGGUUCUAGGGUUUGCUACUAUUGGCUUGUACUUGUUCUACUUUGCCUUCCGCUACAACUUCCUUUACGUUUCGAAUUCAAACAUCGACACUCAGGGCAAAAUAUACCCUCGUGCCCUUCAGCAUUUGCUCGUGGGAUGCUACUUGGCAAUGAUCUGUCUGAUCGGGUUGUUUGCAAUUGCCGCCGCUGAUCAGCCAGUGGGAACUGGACCUUUGGUCUUGAUGAUCAUUUUCCUGAUCUUCGCUAUCCUCUACCACGUCUCUCUGAAUUCAGCACUCGAGCCAUUGAUCAACUACCUCCCAAAGAACCUCGAAGCCGAAGAGGAAGCACUCCUUACUGAGACUCGCAGCAAGUUGGGCCACACGACGACCGACGGAUCAGACGCAGUCACUGGAAUCCCCGCCGACAAAAUCAAUGGCGAGAACAACGGUGUCGACGAUGCCGAGAACGGCGCAGUCGACCCUACCGCCUUGCCCGCGCCGCACAAGAAGCCCAACUUCCUCGUCAAGUUCCUCCGUCCAGACAAGUAUACCGAUUACGCUACCCUGCGUCGCCUUGUCCCUGCUCACCUCGAGGUUCCUGAAUAUCCGACUGAGGUAGAACGCGAUGCAUACUUUCAUCCUGCGAUCACAUCUACCCUGCCUUUACUCUGGAUUCCGCACGACGAGACUGGCAUCAGCAAGCAGGAAGUCGAGCACACCUCCCGCGUGAUCCCAAUCACCGACGAGGAUGCCUGGAUCGACGAAAAGGGCAAACUGCAGUGGAACGUCGACAAGGCGCGCCCUCCGAUUUACAAGGAGAAAAUCUACUACUAA
Messenger RNA from Talaromyces proteolyticus, 2682 nucleotides. Its product is annotated as putative DUF221 domain protein. Gene Ontology annotation, molecular function: calcium-activated cation channel activity. NCBI's taxonomy places the organism in Eukaryota, Fungi, Ascomycota, Eurotiomycetes, Eurotiales, Trichocomaceae. The record is from RefSeq and is a predicted model, not a curated record. Bases 1 to 2682 code for a protein of 893 amino acids. The transcript is spliced from 5 exons. Gene Ontology annotation, cellular component: plasma membrane.